AUGGAAAGUGAUGAAUUAUCAACAGCAGAUCCCGAUCAAGAAAAUAAGAUUCUUCUUGAACCUUAUGAAUACAUACGGACUAUACCUGGCAAACAAAUACGACCAAAAUUGAUCAAAGCCUUUAAUCUUUGGCUUCAUAUACCUGAAGAUAAACUUCUUGUUAUCGGAGACCUUGUUGAAAUGCUUCACAAUGCAUCACUACUUAUCGAUGAUAUACAAGAUAAUUCAAAAUUACGUCGUGGUUCACCUGUUGCACAUAGUAUCUAUGGUGUUCCGUUAACUAUCAAUGCUGCCAAUUAUGUUUAUUUUUUGGCUAUGCAAAAAGCUCUUACAUUAAAGCAUCCAGAUGUGACACAAAUUUUUGUUGAUCAAAUGCUCGAAUUACAUCAUGGUCAAGGAAUGGAAAUAUGGUGGCGUGAUAAUUUUGUAUCGCCAUCUGAAGAUGAAUAUCGUCAAAUGGUGAUGAGAAAAUGUGGUGGUCUAUUUAAUUUAGGUGUACGUCUUAUGCAAUUAUUUGCACCAAUAGAAAUACGUAAUACAUAUAAUUUUGACAGAUUAUGUCAAUUACUAUCACUUUUAUUUCAAAUUCGUGAUGAUUAUUGUAAUUUAAUAUCCGAAGAAUAUGCAACAAAUAAAUCGUACUGUGAAGAUUUAACAGAAGGAAAAUUUUCAUUUCCAAUAUUACAUGCUGUUAAUACACGUGAAAAUGAUACACGUAUAAUACAUAUAUUAAAACAACGUACACAAGAUGUUGAAUUAAAACGUUAUUGUGUUCAAUUAUUACAUGAUUUUGGUUCAAUUGAAUAUACACGUCAAACAUGUGAUGAAUUAUCAAAACAAGUCUAUGAUGAAAUUGAUGUUUUAGGUGGAAAUAAUUAUUUAGAAAAUAUUAUACAAGGAUUAAUGGAAGUAUUUCGUAAUGAUGAUCAAGAUGACGAAAAUGGUAAUGUUGAAGGUACUGAAGAAGUUGAUACAUUUGUAACUGAUCAAAUUGAUGAUGAUGAACAAGGAUCCUAUGAAGAAAAUAAUAGAAACUAUAAGAAGAUGACACCGACUCCUAAUACUAAUGGUAGAUAUCAUACUUGA
Molecule: messenger RNA, 1086 nt
Organism: Rotaria sp. Silwood1
Lineage: Eukaryota; Metazoa; Rotifera; Eurotatoria; Philodinida; Philodinidae
Source: the annotation of a GenBank genome assembly